GAAUAUAAAUAAACCGGUGAAUUAUUUACAUAAAAUAAAAACCUUUAUUGUAAAUUAAAUUUAAAUAGUAAAAUGCGUUUUCCAUCUAACAAGACUUUGGCCAAAGUUGCUAUAUAUGUUAGUGUAGCGGGCAUAUCAAGUGUCAUGUAUAUGCGUUGGAAAAUCGAGGAACGUAUACGUAACACCGACUAUUUCCGAGCUGCUUUUCAAACACUGAGACAACAUAGAGGCGCCGUUAGUUUAUUAGGUGAACCCAUUAAAGAUAUGGGUUUUGACAUUGGUGAUCCACAGAACAGCUGUGAUGGUCAACAUGCUCAUUUCGAAGUUUCGGUAAAGGGCUCCAAAGAACGUGGUAAAAUGCUAUUUUCGGCCAUACGUAAUGAAGAAACGGGUUGGCUUGUGGACACCUUAGAAUUGGAAUUGAAAUCUCAACCGGAUAAAAGAUAUUUAAUUAAGACAAAUAAUAACCAGACACAGGCGUUAUUAAAUACUACAAAUGAGUAGAUAACAGUGUAAUUUUUAUUUAUUAAAUUUAUUUUAUUUAAUUAGGUGUUUUAAAAAAAUAAGAAUAAAUAUAAUUAUAUGUAAUAUAUCGCUGCCUAAAAA
Molecule: messenger RNA, 606 nt
Organism: Calliphora vicina (urban bluebottle blowfly)
Lineage: Eukaryota; Metazoa; Arthropoda; Insecta; Diptera; Calliphoridae
Exons: 2
Coding region: 73-504 (143 amino acids)
Biological process (GO): mitochondrial respiratory chain complex IV assembly; mitochondrial respiratory chain complex I assembly
Cellular component (GO): mitochondrial inner membrane
Source: RefSeq, a predicted model, not a curated record